Cuculus canorus (common cuckoo) is the source of this 525-nucleotide messenger RNA. It is a transcript of the gene NDUFB9, whose product is annotated as NADH:ubiquinone oxidoreductase subunit B9. NCBI's taxonomy places the organism in Eukaryota, Metazoa, Chordata, Aves, Cuculiformes, Cuculidae. The transcript has 4 exons. Gene Ontology annotation, biological process: mitochondrial electron transport, NADH to ubiquinone. The record is from RefSeq and is a predicted model, not a curated record. The coding region runs from base 1 to 525 and encodes 174 amino acids.
AUGGCGGCCUACCUGACGCACCAGCAGAAGGUGCUGCGGCUCUACAAGAAGUCCCUGCGGCACCUGGAGUCCUGGUGCAUCCACCGAGACAAGUACCGCUACCUUGCCUGCCUCCUAAGAGAACGAUUUGAUAAGAACAAAGAUGUGAAGGAUAUGGUGAAAGCUACGGAGCUGCUGAGGGCGGGCCAGGAGGAGUUCUGGGCAAACCAGCAUCCUCAGCCAUACAUCUUCCCUGAUUCCCCUGGGGGCACUUCCUAUGAGAGAUACGAGUGCUACAAGAUUCCUGAAUGGUGCUUGGAUUUCUGGCAUCCUUCUGAGAAGGCAAUGUAUCCUGAUUACUUUGCCAAACGAGAACAAUGGAAAAAGCUGCAGCGGGAGAGCUGGGAUAAAGAGGUUAAGCAGUUAGAAGAAGAAACUCCAGCUGGUGGUCCGACAACUGAAGCUUUGCCUCCAGCUCGUAAGGAGGGGCAUCUGCCACCACUCUGGUGGCACUACGUAACAAGACCUCGCGAAAUUCCCAUGUAA